CAUUUCAAACACCAGUUUUCUAAAACAUCUCUUUCUAAACACCCCCUCUUACCUCUAGGAGAUAGGAAACUUAUUCUUUGUGUUUUUGAGGCCAAUAUUGUGCCAUUCUUUUGUCUUCUUUGUAUUUGAAUUUGUUUACGGUUAGAAAUGGAAACCAAACGCGGUUCUGAACUUCCUCCAGGUUUUAGAUUCCACCCAACAGAUGAGGAACUGAUUGUGUAUUACCUCAAAAACCAAGCCACUUCCAGGCCAUGCCCAGUUUCUAUAAUCCCAGAAGUUGAUAUUUACAAAUUUGAUCCUUGGGAGUUGCCUGAGAAAGCAGAAUCUGGAGAAAAUGAAUGGUAUUUCUUUAGCCCCCGAGAGAGAAAGUACCCAAAUGGGGUUAGACCAAAUCGAGCAACUGUGUCAGGUUAUUGGAAAGCGACAGGGACGGACAAGGCAAUCUACAGCGGGUCUAAAUAUGUGGGGGUGAAGAAAUCUCUUGUGUUUUACAAAGGAAGGCCACCAAAGGGGCUUAAAACUGAUUGGAUUAUGCAUGAAUAUCGUUUAAGCGAUUCACGCAGGCAAAUUAACAAACAUGUUGGGUCCAUGAGGUUGGAUGAUUGGGUUCUCUGCAGGAUCUACAAAAAGAAGCAAAUGGGCAAACUUUUGGAACAAAAAGUGGAAAUUUCAAGUCCCCAAUUUGAAAUAACAGCUCCUAAUGAUGCUAAUGAGGACCAUAGUUCGAAAUUUCCAAGGACUUGUUCUAUUGCUCAUCUGUUGGAAUUGGAAUAUUUGGGUCCAAUUUCCCAGCUUUUGAAUGACAAUUCAUACAACUCAACCUUUGAUUUCCAGAACAACUAUGCCAGUUCUGGUACUGACCAUGUUCAUAAACCUCCGUUAGGUGAAAUAGCAUACCAAAACACAGACUCAGGAAAGUUCCAAGUGAACCAGAGUAGCAUUUUAAACCAACCCAUGUUUAUGAAUCCGGUGUAUAAUGACAUGCAAGGCUUGCACCGUUAAAAAAAAAAAAAAAAAAAGGUCAAAAACUUUAGGCUUUGGUUUGGACAUGAUAAAUAGAAGGAAUUUCAAUCUACUCAGAAAUUGUAAAAUUGUUUGUAAGAAAGAUUUAAAUCUUAGACAGAUUAUGAAAUGGAUUUGAUCAGUUAUUUCUCAAUCAGAAAACCCCAUAUACCAAUUUUUAUUUACCAUAUAAGAAACUGCUUUAAUUUUCUGGUUGAGAUGAAAUUGAAGACCAAAUUAUCUUUGGAGCUGCUUCCCAUUGCAAUUUUCCGAAUAGGAUUUUUCAGAUAAGAAUUCUUUAAUUAUGGUUAUGUUGUAAUUAUUCAGAGAAGCCGGUCCUUUGACUUUCAAAGAAAAAAAGGAUGAACAACAAUAAAAGAUUUCAUUUUGUUUC
Molecule: messenger RNA, 1396 nt
Organism: Ziziphus jujuba (common jujube)
Lineage: Eukaryota; Viridiplantae; Streptophyta; Magnoliopsida; Rosales; Rhamnaceae
Product: NAC transcription factor 29
Exons: 3
Coding region: 148-1002 (284 amino acids)
Biological process (GO): regulation of DNA-templated transcription
Molecular function (GO): DNA binding
Source: RefSeq, a predicted model, not a curated record